AACAUAAGUUUGGUUGCACCUAACCUAAAAAUUACUUUUUAUUUUGGGAAUUAAUUUAAUAGCGCCUGUAAAAAUGAAACACCCGAUAUUUUUUCUAUCUAAAACUGUCCUCAACAACAAUUACAAACAGAUUUUACCAUUAUCCCGAUUUCUAAGUACUCAAGAAGCUAUAGAACGUCGCAACCAUCUAUUUACGCUAGAGAAGAAGCGGCAGAUUGGGAAAGUUGGCAGAAUCGAGAAGAUCGAAGUCAAAUACAAGGGUGUCCCAAAUGACUGCACUUUGGUUAUGAACAAGAAUUUAUCGACGCCUUAUGAUUGUGCCAGACAUUUAAGUGAGUGGCAUGUGGAAUCCAGUGCCUUGGCCCUUCUAGAUGGUUCAGUGUAUUGGGACAUGCACAAGCCUCUCACAGAAAACUGCACACUUGAACUCCAAAACUUCACAGUAGCAGAACCACAGCAAGUGAACAAGGCGUUCUGGAGGACAUGCUCUUUGCUCCUCGGUGCUUGCGCCACCGUAGCCUUCAAGGAAUCCGUGCCAGUACAUUUACACAGCUUCCCCGGGCCUGACAUCCGCAGCGGCUCCUUCAUCUACGACAUCGACCUACCCUCCUUACCGGACUGGAAGCCAACGUCCCAGGAACUGUAUACUCUCAGCGCUGAGUUCAUAAAGCUGGUGCGAGCCAACUCGCCGUUAGAGAGGCUGGAGGUUGGUGAGGACCUCGCCCUUGAGAUGUUCAGAGACAACGAGCACAAGACCAAACAGAUACCGAGCAUCGCUAAGAAUAAUGGUAAAGUGACGCUAUAUAGGGCGGGAAACCACGUGGACAUAUCUAAAGGGCCUAUGAUAAGCAGCACGGCACAGGUUGGAAGAGUCACCGUCACCUCAGUUCACAAGCUCACUGGAUCACAAGACAGCGAGGUCAAACAGCUAUACAGGUUCCAGGGUGUGGCGUUACCGACCAACGUGAUUCUGAACCACUUCGCGUACUCCAUCCUCACCGAACGGGCCAAGAAACUGAAUCCAGCUAGAUCCCCAAUCAGCUUCACCACAGACAAGGAAGACUUUGAACCAGAGAGCAUAGCAGCCAAAGCAUAAAGAAUAUACUGUAGUUAUUAGAGAACGUAGGUUAUUUGUUAAGUUAUUAUAAU
Molecule: messenger RNA, 1149 nt
Organism: Ostrinia furnacalis (Asian corn borer)
Lineage: Eukaryota; Metazoa; Arthropoda; Insecta; Lepidoptera; Crambidae
Gene: mRpL39
Product: mitochondrial ribosomal protein L39
Exons: 8
Coding region: 74-1096 (340 amino acids)
Cellular component (GO): mitochondrion
Molecular function (GO): RNA binding; nucleotide binding
Source: RefSeq, a predicted model, not a curated record